Messenger RNA from Heteronotia binoei (common prickly gecko), 1840 nucleotides. RefSeq names its product G protein-coupled receptor 180 (gene GPR180). The coding region runs from base 32 to 1366 and encodes 444 amino acids. Gene Ontology annotation, biological process: G protein-coupled receptor signaling pathway; response to pheromone. Lineage: Eukaryota; Metazoa; Chordata; Lepidosauria; Squamata; Gekkonidae. The transcript is spliced from 9 exons. The record is from RefSeq and is a predicted model, not a curated record.
UCCGUCGGCCGAGCAGUGGACGUGGUAGGGGAUGGGGAGGCCGGGGCGGCUGGUGUGGGUCGCCUGCCUAGCCCUGUGGGGCGGCGCCUGCGCCUGGCUGCCCGGGGCCCAAGCCAAGACCAUCCAAGGGAGCUUCUCCAGCGCCGCCGCCAGGACCGGGCAGGUGGUGGCGCAGUUCCAGUUCCACGGUGAUUGUGCUCUUCUGUAUGUCAGAAUCCACAACGUAGCAACAGCCGUCGGGAAGGAAGCCAGGCUUCACCUGUUUCAAGCUCAAGAAUGGCAGAAGCUGCAAGAAAGCCUCCCGGGUUACAGCUGUACGGAAAAACUGUCCAAGGCUCCGUUGAUAAUGAACGUGAACAGCACAGAACAAAAUCUGACUGUGUCCCAGAUUCCCUAUCCAGAAACGUGGUAUGUGUUUUACGUUGACAAGUUUACCUGCGCGGAGAACUAUGAGCAUUCUGAGUCGGAGGACGUUCGGUUUGAAAUGGUAAUACUAAACCCAGAUGCAGCAGGGAAUCCGUUAGAUCACUUUAGUGCAGGGGAAUCUGGCCUCCACGAGUUCUUCUUCCUGCUGGUCCUGGGGUACUUUGUCGCCGCUUGCAUCUACGCUCAGUCCUUGUGGCAAACGAUCAACAAAGGCGGACCGAUGCACAUGGUGCUGAAGGUCCUCUCCACCGCGUUGCUGUUGCAGGCCGCCUCGGCUUUUGCUAACUACUUGCACUUCUCAAGAUAUGCCAAAAAUGGAGUAGGAGCACCUUUUAUGGGAAGCCUAGCAGAGCUGUGUGACGUAAUCUCUCAGAUGCAGAUGCUGUACCUGCUGCUGAGUCUGUGCAUGGGCUGGGCCAUCAGCAGAAUGAAGAAAGCUCAGAGCAAACCUCUCCAGUGGGAUUCCACUCCAACGUCCACGGCCAUUGCUGCAGUUGUGGUCGCAGUGCAGUGUCUCUUGUUAAUCUGGGAGCAGUUUGAAGACACCAGUCACCACAGCUAUCACUCGCACCACAGCAUAGCAGGGGGACUUCUCACCGGCUUGAGGAUUUGCCUGGCUUUGUCACUAGGCUGCGGACUUUACCAGAUCAUCCGAACGGAGAGAAGUACACUUAAAAGGGAGUUUUAUAUCACCUUUACAAAGGGCUGCGUUCUGUGGUUUUUGUGUCACCCCUGUCUUGUAUCCAUAUCUCUAAUGUUUAGAGACUAUCAGAGAGAGAAGAUUAUUACCAUUGGUGUCACCCUCUGCCAGUUGUUCUCCAUGAUCCUCCUGUACCGGCUUUUCGUUUCCCACAGUCUUUAUUGGGAAGUGUCUUCGCUCUCAUCAGUGACGUUGCCACUCACUGUAGCAUCCGGACAUAAAAGUCGACACCACUUCUGAGACGCUGCGGAGGAAGGUUUAUUGGCAAAAGUGCAAUAUGAGACUUGGAAACGCGACUCUUUUCAGCACUCAAUCCCAGAGAAUCCAGAUGUUCAGACUAAGCAUUUUGAUGUUGUUGGAUUGCAAUGAGUUGAGAGAUAAGAGAUGUUUGAUGAAAACGAGCGACUAGCAAAUAGGUCGUCUUUUGUUGUCUCGGAUGAGAACGACAGAGAAGCGAAGACGACAGAGAAGCAAAACAAGUCCAUAGCCCGGAUUGCUUUUCACUCCAAAACUGCCUUGUUUUAAAAAUCGGAGCGUGAUCCAAAUCACAGUAAAUCACAAAGCUUAAACAUAGAACAAGUUUUGUAACUAAUGCGUUGGCAUAAUGUUGCUUUUUUAACUUAUGUUUGAAAUGAAGUGCAAUUUAGGCAUAGGUUUAAAAGAACUUGAAAACUGUUAGCACCCAAGAAACCAAUGUGAAAUGUUUACAGCAAA